AUGGCGUACAACCAACCACCGGGUGGCUACGGGCAACCGCCCUAUCAAGGCCAACCCUACGGCCAGCAGCCACAGUAUCAGCAAGGUCCCCCACAAGGCUACGGGCAACCACCAAUGCAGAAUCAACAAUAUCCACCCCAGGGUCAGUACGGCGCUCCCCCACCACAGCAGCAAUGGGGUCAGCCACCUCCUGGCCAGUACGGCGCGCCGCCACCUAAUCAGUAUGGCGCGCCACCUCAAGGCCAGUACGGCGCUCCCCCACCUCAGCAGCAUCAGCAGCAGCAGUGGGGUCAGCCGCCUGCUCCGCAAGGACAGUAUGGAGCUCCACCUCCAGGCCAAUACGGGGCACCACCUCCAGGCCAGUAUGGCGCACCACCUCCAGGCCAGUAUGGCGCACCGCCUCCACCAGGGCAGUACGGAGCACCACCCCCGCAAGGACAGUACGGAGCGCCCCCACAGCAGCAACAAUAUGGUGCGCCCCCGCCAGGGCAAUAUCAGCCCCCUCCUCAGCAGCAACAAUACGGACCUCCGAACCAGCCAUCUCUUGGAUACGGGCCUCAGCAGACCGCCAACAUCGAUGUAUCUCGGGAUGUUGAAGUUAUCCGCAAGGCAAUGAAGGGUUUCGGGACGGAUGAAAAGGCAUUGAUUUUGACGCUCUCGAAGAAGGACCCCAUCCAGAUCAACACCAUCCGCACACAGUACGACCAGAGACUUAAGAGGAACAUGGUCAACGAUCUUGAGAAAGAGACUAGCAGCUACUUCAAAGAAGGUCUGGUAGAAAUUGCCCGCGGCCCGCUAAUGUCCGACUGUCACAACCUCUUCAACGCGAUGAAGGGCAUGGGUACCAAAGAAGCCAUCCUAGACGACAUCCUCAUCAACCGCAGCAACGCAGACAUCAACGCCAUCAAGCAACAAUACCAGGUUCUUUUCAAAAAGAGCCUCGAGACAGAUCUCCGCGGCGACCUGAGCGCUGGAACCGAGCAAAUGUACGUGAUGAUCACCGCCGCAAGACGCGCCGAGGACUCGCACCCAGUGAUCCCCCAAGAAAUCGAGCAAGCCGUCACAGACCUGCAAGCCGGCAUCGGCAAUAUGGUCAGCAAGAAUGCAGCCCAAGUAUGUCAAAUCCUGACUUCGAAAAACGACGCCCAGCUGCGCGCCAUCGCACAGUCGUACCAGCAGCGCUUCCACAAAGACCUCACCGCCGUACUGAAAUCCGCUUUCUCGGGCCACAUGCAAGACGCGCUCCUUCUGUUCCUAGCGCGCGCGCACAACCGUCCGCUGGCCGAAGCCGUCCGCUUGGAAGAGAGCAUGGCCGGCCUAGGCACAAAGGACAUCCUGCUCGUUCAGCGCGUCGUCAGGUGCCAUUGGGAUCGCAACUUCAUGAACGCGGUUAGCAACGAGUACAGGAAGAAGUUUGGCAAGGAUCUGGUCAAGCGAAUCGAAGGCGAGACCAGGGGCGAUUACGAGAGGUUGAUGGUUGCUUGUGUCAAGCCGUAA
Molecule: messenger RNA, 1497 nt
Organism: Ascochyta rabiei
Lineage: Eukaryota; Fungi; Ascomycota; Dothideomycetes; Pleosporales; Didymellaceae
Exons: 2
Coding region: 1-1497 (498 amino acids)
Cellular component (GO): cytoplasm
Molecular function (GO): calcium-dependent phospholipid binding; calcium ion binding
Source: RefSeq, a predicted model, not a curated record